Messenger RNA from Caenorhabditis elegans, 279 nucleotides. It is a transcript of the gene C52E4.12, whose product is annotated as Essential MCU regulator, mitochondrial. The transcript is spliced from 2 exons. The record is from RefSeq and is marked reviewed. NCBI's taxonomy places the organism in Eukaryota, Metazoa, Nematoda, Chromadorea, Rhabditida, Rhabditidae. The coding region runs from base 19 to 204 and encodes 61 amino acids.
CGAAAUAUUUAUUCCAAUAUGGAAAAAUCUCUGCCACGUGUUGUUCCUUCAUUACCGAAAUUUACUAGAUGGGGCUCAGGGAAGAUCACAAUGAUAUUUUCUGGAGCAUUUCUGAUUGGCCAAUACAUAGGACACACUGGAGCUGAAUACUUGGAGCAUAGCUACGAUUGUGACUGCUCGGCGCAUCAUAUUGACGACGAAUAAAAAGUUUUAAAUACUUAAUGAUUACGAAUUGCUUUCUUUGCUCAGAAUAAUAUAAUUAUAAACGUUACCACAGUU